AUGGGGAGAGAAAAGCGCGGCCUGCCCGCCGCCGUGGCAGGAGGCCCGAAAGAGAGACAUCGCCGAGCCCAGAGAUCUCAGUAUGAUCCUACGGCGCCUGUUCCACAAGGCUUUGUUGCCAAGCCAGCCAUACCAAAGACAAAGCAUCACUCAUACUUUGAGUUUGUGGAGAACAAAGACAAGAAGAAGAAGAAGCUCGAGUUUCAGAUCACCACCAAGAACACUCCCCCUCCUGGUUUCGAAUUUGUUCCUGCCGGCAACCCCGAACUAACUACAGCAUGCAAAGAGCUGUCCCGCGACAAAGAUGCCAUGAUCUUUAUAGUUUCGAACGCAAAAGACAAUACCACCAACACUCUAUCACAUCAGGUCCACCGGGUCGGUCAUCAUAUCAGAGAAACGAUUGUCGAGGAAGCCCGGGCCAGCUUAGGACACAUCCUGGACCGCACGCUCCCACCAACUGGUGGCUCACCCGAGCCUAUCCCAAAAUCUCAGGAAGAGUAUGAUGCGCAGGUAGAUGCCGCUUUGCGAGAUCUAUUCCCAAGGAUCCCCAACACCGACCGCCAGAUGAUUAUCGAACAUGCUUUCAGACGGGGCACAUCGUCCAAGACGGAAAAAGUAGGACUCUCAGCCGACAUCACCCUUGCCCGACGGGUUCAACUUGCAGUGCUCGCUCAUAUCCGCCAUACCCAUACCAGCGGUCGGGACCAGCUGGAUGAGAUCUUGCGGGAAGUUGUCGUCAUAUCCGACUCGGAGGAGUCCGGCGAGGAGACUGAUGAUUCGGUCGAAGAGGUCAUGCCUCAGCCUCGAUCUACUCUGACAAACAGACUCACAAGCAACAUCUCUGGCCAAGAUGGUCCUGGUCGUCGCCAAUCUCCCAGACUCAACCCGGGCGCCAAAGGCCCCAGCCCCUUUACUCCAGCCAACCAGAAGGCCAAGGUUAAGAAAGCCAAGCGAAAGACUUCGGCAGAGAGAAAAGGCCAACGCGGUUUCAAGAGAUAUCAAGCCUGGCAAGAAGCCCUUGAACGCUCCCGCGGAGAACCGGCCCCAGCUCCCCAAUCCCCCGUGGCACGAAGCCUCCCAUAUACACAUGUUCCGCCACCUACAGGAGCUCUUGCGCUCAGAGAUGAUGAGUUCCCGCCCGCUUCCCAGCUUAGGAUUGUUCCGGAAAGGGCCGGACCUGCGCCAAACGAGAAUGGCUAUGUUGGGAAACCACACCAUCCUCCGAGUAACCAGUUCAUGAACCCUGGACGUGAAUCCUUUUCUCCGGUUGCACGCAAGGUAAAGUCUCCCUUCAAUGAGUCAUCACCUGUCACCCGUCGACCGGUGUCGAGGAUUACCAGCCGCUUGCAAGACAUGCUGGUGCCAUCCAUUGAACCGGCAUCUCCCGAAGCCAUGAAGCCUUCUUUUAUACGUACAGUGCCGCCCAGACCCCAGGCAUUCAGGGAUGAGCUCCCUUUUGGUUCCAGGAUACAACAUCCAUCCACAGUUUCCUCUCCAUUGCGUGGCCUCAAUGUGAGAGAUGACCCAGCUCACAUAUCCCGCCCUGACCGCUUCGUCCCUGAGGACAGACCCUACGAUGGGCGUCUCAAUGGUCCUGGACAAGCCGUGCUGCAUCGCGAACAGGACUAUACCCCUCGCAAUGGAAGCCGUAUUGUUACUGCCCCCUUGUAUCUCUCUGACGCGAGGCCUGCACUACACACCCCUCCGGCCAUUGCUGUAAGUCGACGGCCUUAUGAGGAGGCCCCAAGACCAGGAGAUCGUGAAUCACCGAUCGUUAUGGAAGAUCGUGGCGGGUUCUACCAACGGGUCCCAGUCCGUGGAGAUGGAACCCGCCUAGCGGCCCAUGAUCCAGGAUUUGUCGAGUAUAGACGGCCUACGCGUGAGACUCGGAGGGUUGAGGAGCCUCGACCUAUUUCCUGGCACGAGGGGCCACGAGUCUUGCAUGAUAGUCAACACGGCGCGGGGGUUGAGGCAAUUGCCAUCACUCGUGCCCCUCCGUUAGAGGCCCGACCACGCCCUAUUUUGGUAGAGUCUCGUUCUGCGCCGUAUCUGCCAGCAGCCUCAGGUCCCCUCUCAGGUCCCCCCUUAGGUUCUUGGAGAUAUGUUGGGAGAGAGCCCCAUCUUCUUCACCAUGACGCACCCAAUUCAGAGGCUCGUCUUAUGAUGAGUGAUCACCAAGGAUUGAGACGCGAACCGUAUCGAGAGAUUCGGAUUGAAGAACAACCCCCAGAGGCUUUCCAGCAACGGGAGCCGAUGCAGCGACACUACGGGAGUCAACCACCACUUGCACCCAAUAAUGGCCGGACGCACCCUCUACAUCCACGGCAACCCGAGAACGUCAUCGUUCUCGAGUGA
Fusarium vanettenii 77-13-4 is the source of this 2355-nucleotide messenger RNA. RefSeq lists its product as uncharacterized. The transcript has 6 exons. NCBI's taxonomy places the organism in Eukaryota, Fungi, Ascomycota, Sordariomycetes, Hypocreales, Nectriaceae. The coding region runs from base 1 to 2355 and encodes 784 amino acids. The record is from RefSeq and is a predicted model, not a curated record.